AUGGUGAACGUCACCAAUGCCAACGGCAUCACCGGCGCCAACUUCGACGUGUUCGGCACUAAUCGCGUUCUUCCUCGGGCAAUGACAGCUUUCACAGCCAUCGCGUGGUACAACUCGAUUGAGCUCAUCAUCCUUAUCUUCGUCGUAUUCAGACGGUACACUGGUCUAUACUUCUGGAGUUUGAUAGUCAACACACUCAGCAUUGUGCCGUAUGCGACAGGUACGCUUAAGCUUCUAGAGUUGCAGUGGUCAUGGCUAACUGAGUCUCCAGGGGCGUGGAUGAAACAAAACAGCGUUGCGCAUGACCCUCGCCUUUACAAUACGCUCCUUACGCUCGGAUGGAUAUUGAUGGUACCCGGACAAUCCAUGGUUCUGUACUCGCGCCUACACCUGAUAUCGCCGAACCUCAGGCUUCUGCGAUUCAUCUUUUGGGUCAUCAUUGUUUCAGCAGUAUGCCUUUGCGUGCCGACCGUAGUCUUGAAUCUAAGGUUAUUCACCACUCACCCCGAGCGAUACCUCCGCGGCUACAUGGUCAUGGAGAAAAUACAAAUGACUCUCUUCACCAUACAGGAGAUCUCGAUAUCCUGCGUCUACCUAUGGGAAACCCGCAAGCUGAUGCGCGUUAUUUUCGACGGAAAGGCCAGGAAGUGGAUGUGGCAGCUCGUCGCAAUGAGCAUACUCCUGCUAAUACUGGAUAUUGCGCUACUCACGACGGAAUUCUUGAACCUUUACAUGAUACAGACGACCUUCAAAUCACUUGUUUACAGCUUCAAGCUCAAGAUUGAGUUCGCAGUACUCAGUCAAAUUGUUCGCGUCAUCCAAGAUCGUGCGCACUCUACCAACUCCCAGUCAGGUUUCAGAGGUAGAGAGCUUGCAACAUAA
Alternaria novae-zelandiae is the source of this 882-nucleotide messenger RNA. RefSeq lists its product as uncharacterized. The transcript is spliced from 2 exons. Bases 1 to 882 code for a protein of 293 amino acids. Lineage: Eukaryota; Fungi; Ascomycota; Dothideomycetes; Pleosporales; Pleosporaceae. The record is from RefSeq and is a predicted model, not a curated record.